Molecule: messenger RNA, 2738 nt
Organism: Stegodyphus dumicola
Lineage: Eukaryota; Metazoa; Arthropoda; Arachnida; Araneae; Eresidae
Product: E3 SUMO-protein ligase PIAS2 pseudogene
Source: RefSeq, a predicted model, not a curated record
UUGCGCCACUGAGAUGCAUUUUCUCUAUAAUACAGAAAUUCAUAGAAAAGUAGAAUGUAAUGAAAUGAAUUUUUGGAAACAUGAACAUUUAUAAUGAAAGUAUAGAUUUAUGCAAAUUAUUGAUUUCGCAACCGAUUUCGUAACUAUAGUUAUUUUCAUUUGGCAACAAUUUAAUAGUAUAUACUUAGAAUUUCGUUAUGUGAUGAUACUGUGUGCAAAUUGAGAAGUAUAGUUUUUUUUAUAUUAGUACUGGAAUUAUUUGUUUAUAAAUUUUUUCAGUAGCUAAGUAUUUUUCGAAAUUCAUAACAUUAUGUCGAAUUCGGACCUGGAAUUGCAGAAGAUGGUUCGCGGCUUUAGGGUCAGUGAUUUACAAUCACUUUUAAGCUAUGCUGGGCGAAAUAAGGGCGGCAAGAAAUACGACUUGCAGAAUAGAGCUCUUGAUCUGAUUAAACUCCAUUCAGCAUCCAUCGACAUGAAGAUAAGAGAACUUCAUAUGAACAGAUAUCAGCAAUCUCGUGCUCUUCCCGAACCUCAAGAUAUAUAUCCUUUAGCUACAAUCAAUGAACCAAUGGGUAGUAACUAUGGAAAUACAUCUGAUCACCGUGGAUCUCUUAGCUCUGCAAUACCUGGAUAUAUGCAGAAUAUGAGUAAACAUAUGCUUCCACCAAAUGCUGGGUUGAAUGUUAUGUCUCCAUAUCCUGUUUAUCCAGAAGUGAAAUUCAAGGAAUUGCCUUUUUAUGAUGUAUUAGCAGAACUUUUGCGACCAACUAGUCUUGUUCCCCUUCAAAAUGAACGAUUUCAAGAAAGGGAUUUUGUGUUUUAUUUUACUCGUCAGCAGUUGAAUGAAUUACAAAACUGUGAUGUACAAGUACAACUACGUGUAUGUCUCUUGGACACUAGUUGUGACCAAGAGGAUGAAAUUCCAACAAGCGUUUGUAUUAAAGUAAAUAAAACUGUGAUCAAUUUACCCAAUCCUAUUCCAACCAAUAAACCUGGUGUAGAGCCCAAGCGUCCAAAACGUCCGAUUGACAUAACGGUUUACAUUAAGAAGAGUGUUUCAGAACCAAAUGAAGUUCACAUUUCUUGGGGUAUAAACUGUAUUAGAGCCUAUGUUGUAGGAAUAUUUUUAGUUCAAAAACAGACGUCAUCAGUACUAAUAAAGCGCUUGAAAUCAAAUGGAGUGAGAAAUCCUGACCACACAACAGCAAUGAUUAAGGAAAAGUUGUGUCAAGACCGUGAUGCUGAGAUUGCAACUAUGAGUUUAAGAGGAUCUUUAAUAUGCCCACUUGGAAAAAUAAAAAUGAAACUUCCUUGUCGUGCUUUGACAUGUACUCAUCUUCAGUGUUUUGACGCUACGUUGUAUUUACAAAUGAAUGAAAGAAAACCUAAAUGGAUAUGCCCUGUUUGUGAUAAACCUGCUUUAUUUAAAAAUUUGGCAAUUGAUGGUCUCUUCUUAGAUAUAACACAAAGAGCGCCAUCAGAAUGUACAGAAGUGCAGUUUCAUGAAGAUGGUUCUUGGACACCUGUGAUGCCCAUAAAAAAAGCCCCUCCUGAAAUCAGUGAAACAUCAUUUGAAGCUGCAAAGAUUGUAAAAAAAGAAGCUCCCAAACCAAAAAAACGAGUUGAAGUUAUAAGUCUGGAAUCAGAUAGUGAUACAGAAGAUUCCUGGAUUGAUGUACCUAAGAAAAAACAACCUUGUAAACCUGUUGGAGUUAUAUCUCCAAGUUUACUUCCUAUAUAUUCACCAUUAAGUUCCACAACAGUGCAAGAUACAGUAACAAAGUCAAUUGAUGCACUUGCAUCCUGUUCAUCUAAAUCUGAUCUGAUGGAUUCUUCAGCUGUUGCUGCUAUAUCUGAAAAAGCUACGUCUGUUGCCCAGCCUCUUAUUGAGAGUGAUGUAAGUUGCAUUACACCACAAACACUUGAUUUGCCAGGAUCUCCGAGCUACAAAGAUGUUACUUCUCCAGCAUCUCCUUCAGAACCCUAUUGUUCGCCACCUUCUACGAGCACAUUCCAUGAUCAAUUGGAAGUUUUAAAUAGCCCUCAAAGCUCAACAGUUCAGGAUUUUAGGAAUUUCGAUUUGUAUUCCUUAAUUCAGCGAACACAAGAUGAAACGUUUGAAAUCCCACUUGAAGAUGAUGCAGCAUCACCUGAAGUCAUAUCCAUCGAUUAAUCUUAAAUUCAUCAUAUGUGGAAUUCGAAAGAUUAUGGUUUCAUCUAAGCAUUUGUCUGCGGAAGCACUAAGGAAUUAAUAUCUGUGCUUUUAUAAGUAAUGUGCAUAUUAGCAUUUUAGUUUUCCUGAAAAAUUUACCUUUGUUUAAGUAAUUUGAAAUUACUUUCUCUCUCUCUCUCUCUCUCUCAACAUUGCAGAAUUUUAUUUCUUAAUAUUCAAAGAAAUGGAUAUUUAAACUACAGGAUAAAUGGGAAUUAGUGUAUGAAAAAUCAUUUUUUUUGUACAACGUAAAAAGCUGUUGCAAAUUGUUUGUUAAUUUAAUAUAUCUAGCAUAUUUUAUUUAGCUUUUGUUAGAUAAAAAUGGCUAAUUUAGCUAUAUGUCAGAAAUUAAAGCUUUUUCUGUACAGACAAGAUGCACAUUCGAAAUUAUACAUCUUUAAAAUCACAUUUUGUAAAAGCAAAAUAUAUUAAUGUGAUCAUUUGUUUUUUGUAUGAAGAUGAUCCAUUCUUAAUUUCAUAUGUAUAUCAGUAUCUAGGAAAUAAAUUUUGUCUUAAAUAACAUGAA